Messenger RNA from Blepharisma stoltei, 5663 nucleotides. The record is from the annotation of a GenBank genome assembly. NCBI's taxonomy places the organism in Eukaryota, Ciliophora, Heterotrichea, Heterotrichida, Blepharismidae.
AUGCUCGUUAUUGGAGGAAGUAAUGGAGGAGAAUAUUUCAAUGAUAUCUCUAUCUUAAAAAUUCAGCUCAUAAAAGCGAAAAUUUCAUUAUCAUGGCUUAGCUCAAAAGAUUUCGAAUUAAUAGGAGAACCUCCUUCACCUAGAGAAGGUCAUUCUCUUAUAAAAAACGGAUUAAACCUAUUCUUAAUAGGAGGCUGCAAUUAUUCACUAUCCCAAUGCUAUAAUGACAUUUUUUCGCUUAGAUUCGAUAUAAAUUUAUCAGGAAAAAAAUCUUUAUUUUGGAACAAUCAAAAAAUUGCAAAUCCCAAUCAAUCAAUUCCUCCAAGAGAAAAACAGCUUGCUUUAGGAACUGACUAUGGAGGAUUUCUCAUAGGCGGGCAUGGACUUUUGCAUGAAUCUCACAUAGAAAAGCCUUAUUUUUUAAUGUUAAAAGCUAAAUGUGACACUUAUUGUGAAGAAUCUAAUGGUAAAUUUUCAAAUGGGGUAUGUGAAUGCAAAGAAGGAUUUUAUGGAGAAUCUUGUGAGCUGUCUUAUUGCCAAAACAACUGCAAUGACAAUGGUAAAUGUGAAAUUUCAACCAAAUCCUGCAUCUGUUAUGAUAAUUUUGAAGGCCCUGAUUGCUCUGUCACAAAUCCCCCAAAGAUUUCUUCAAUCUCCACCCCAGAAAACACAACAAACCCCAUUCUUCUGCAAGAAAAUUUUGAGCUACAUGGUAACUGUCCUUCUAACUGUCGAAAUCGUGGGGUCUGUGAAAACGACAAAUGCAUUUGUCUCCCUGAAUAUUUCGGGGUUUCCUGUGAAUUUCGGCAUUGUCCUUAUUCUUGUGGGAGUGAACAAUCACGAGGAUCUUGCAAUCACAAAACUGGAAAAUGCGACUGUUUUGAAAAUUUCGGAGGAGAAAAUUGCGAAUUUGCUUGUCCUUAUGGCUGCCCUGAUGGAUUUAAAUGCACUGGUGAUUAUACUUGCAACUGUGAAGGAUGUGAGCUGCCGAAGUAUUCUUUGAACUGUAAUGAACAAGGAACUUUGGUAGGUGAAGAAUGCCACUGCUUGCCAGGAUUUUGUGGGAAAUUUUGUGAUGCGAAAUGCCCAGACUGCAGUGGGCAUGGAAAAUAUAAAGGAAGCUGCUGUGAAUGUGAUGAUGGGUAUUUUGGGGCAAAUUGCGAAAUUUCUUGUAAAAAUAGAUGCUCAGGGAAUGGGAAAUGCGAGGAAGGAAUAUGCAACUGUGAAAGUGGCUGGGAAGGAGAUGAUGCUAGUUAUAGUUAAUUAAUUCUGAUAAGAAUACUGGGCAGGAUAUCGAUCUGAAUUAAUUAAGCUCAUCCAAGGCCAUCGCGCGACAGCUCAGCUACUGCUCUCCGGCUGUUGUCGGUUAUACGUGGAUGGCUCUAGAGUGCGUAGGUUUUGGACUUGCUCAUAACUUGCUCCUUCUCAGAAUAAGCUAAUUAUGCGCUAGUCACUAUAUAAUGACCCUCUGCAGGACACCUGCAGCCAGGUGUUGUGACAGGGAAAACAGUACUUCUAGAAGAAGGAAAAAAUGGGUGAGGCUAAAUAAAGUCCACUGCACUUUUUUCAACCUUCCUAAAACCUAUAAAAAUAACUGUAAUUUUCAAUGGUUUUUGGCAUGAAAAAGGUAAAUUUUCUCAAACAGGGUGAAAAAAGUAAAGGGUGCUUUAAACAGCAAAAACAGAGGUAAAAGUGCAUAUCAAAAUUAUAUUCUAUCAAGACUAAGCAAAUUUAAUCAGAGAAAGCUCAAGAUAGGAUCGUAUAUAUAAACAGUAUAUAUUGCAUAAUAGCAAAUAGAAAACACAAUAUCGCCUAAAUGAACGUAAGAGUAUAAUACACAAUCAUAAAUUUUUGUCUUUCAAAAUUGCAGGAAAAAAGUAUGCUGUAAAAUAUAAAAUAAUGAAAGUGACGCAGAAUAGUUUUAUAUAAAAGGCUGAUAAUAGUCGAAAGAUAAUUCUGUUAGAAAGUUAAAUAUAUUAUAUAAAAUAGAGGAUCAAAAACUAUAAAGAAAUACAAGAAAAGUGAUUAUUAAAUAAAUUAUUAAAAAUGUAUGAAAAAGUAGUGAACAAAAGCACUAAAUCCACUCCGUGAGUGAACAAAAAAAAAUACAAAAUUUAUAGGAAAAUUUUUUGCAAUUUAAAAUAAUAGAUUUUUAUAUGUACUUUUUUCCUCAGUUUUUGCUGUUUUAAAAGAUCUUUUACUUCUUUCAUCCCCAGUUUGGAAAAAUCCAAAGCAUCAUUUGUAUUUUUAUCAUACUAAAAGCCAUUUUUGAAAAUUACAGUCAUUUUAAUAGGUUUUGGGAGGUGGAUUAAAAAGGUACAGUGCACACACUAUUUAACCUUUCAGAAAAAAGCCCUUUAGAAUAGGCAAAACCGAUCCGCAGAGUAAUAAUGAGAUGACUGCUCAAUUGAUAUGAGAUGCAAUAAUGAUUGCAAUCAGAGAGGGUUUUGCGAGCAUGGAGUCUGCAAAUGCUAUAUGGGAUAUGGUGGUCCUGAAUGUGAGCACACAAUCUGUCCUAUGAAUUGUACAAUUUUAAGUGUCAGAUAUGAACUCUACACUGACGCAGGGUAUCACACUUAUAAAUCUCGUGAAGACAUACCCCUGACUUUACAAGGGACUCCCAUUUUUGAAGUGAUAACAUCUGGAGGAUUUUGCAACGCAAAAACUGAAAGAUGUGAGUGCUACCCAGGGUAUUCUGGUACUAUGUGCGAUAUGUAAUUAUUAUAUAGUCAAAUCCCUUGCCCAAGAAAUUGCAGCUCCAGUUCUCAUGGAACUUGCCAAGAAAACGGCCUUUGUAAGUGCAAGACUGGCUGAAGAGGUGAUGACUGCUCUAUGAAGCCUUGUAUAAAUGACUGCAGCGGAAAUGUAACCAAUAUUUAGGGAAUUUGUACACCUAAAGGAGAAUGUAUUUGCAAUAGUGGCUAUACUGGGCCUGACUGCUCUGAUUUUUGCCCAAAUGAUUGUUCUGGGAAUGGAAUUUGUGAAAAUUCAGUAUGCCAAUGUAAUAGCGGCUUUACAGGGCAUGAUUGCUCACAAGCGAAAAGAUGCCCUGGAGACUGCUCUUAUAGAGGAUCCUGCACACUAGGAAAAUGUGUAUGCGACCCUGGGUAUUAUGGAGAAGCUUGUGAAUAUGAAAUUGCGUGCCCAAAAGAAUGCAAUUAUCAUGGAAAAUGCAAGCAAGGAAAAUGCUAUUGUGACAAUGGAUGGGGUGGAGAAGACUGUGGAGAGCCUCCGCAGUGUAAAAAUAAUUGCAAUGGCCAUGGAGUCUGUAAAAAUGAGAUGUGUGUAUGCGAAAAUGGAUGAAAAGGAAACGCUUGUGAGGAAAAAGAAGCAGGAAAUGGUGAUGAGAGCUGCGAUUGUAAUGGAAAUGGAAUCUGCAAAAAUGGAAUUUGCUAUUGUUUAAAUGGCUGAAAAGGAGAAGAUUGUAGUCAGCCUACUCAAGCUUGUGGGGAUUUUUUAAAUGGACAAUGCUCAGGCCAUGGAAUUUGUAAGCAAGGGCAAUGUGAGUGUAAUAUUGGAUAUUCUGGGAAUCAUUGUGAAAGAGCAAGCUGCCAAUGUCAAAAUGGUAAAUGCAUAGCUGGAAUCUGCACCUGCAACCCUGGAUUUAUAGGUAAAGAUUGCUCGCUGUCUUUAAAUUGUCCUAAGCAUUGCUCGAAAAACGGGAAAUGCUUGCAUGGUGACUGCUUAUGCAAUAAAGGUUGAACAGGGAAAAACUGUGAAAUAAAAAUUCAAGACGAAUGCAAUAGUCAUGGUACGUUUCAUCAUGGAAGAUGCUUAUGUGAGCCAGGAUAUUCAGGGUCAACUUGUACCUCUAAAGAAGCUGUAAAAUGCCUAGAAAACUGCUCAAAUCAUGGGAUGUGUCAGUAUGGACACUGCUAUUGUGAUCCUGGCUAUACAGGAGAAAUCUGUGAAAUAUCUGUUUCUUGUCCAAUUUCCUGCCCUGCAGGCUCCAUCUGUAUCUACGGCUCUUGCUUCUGUGAUUAGAUUAGAUUAUUAUAAGUUUGAGUGUGUCUUUGAGGUUUAUUUCAGCCCCUCUCUGCCUUCGCCAACUUCAUGCUCCUCGUCCUAGGUAUCACGCCCUUUUCUGUUGAAGUCACCAAAAUGUGGUGGCGUCUCCAUCCCUCGGGGAGAUGCACUCAGGUACUUCCUUGGACAACUCCUAGUGGUCGGCAUGAUCUAUCUGGGGAUGGGAUGUAGGAACGACCCCAAAUCCUCCUUCUAGUCCCCAUUGCCCUUCGCAUCCAAGAGUGUGGAGUUGUCGUAUGGAUCUGGUUUUCCUAGUCUAUGGUAUGGGGUAAAAUCCUAUCGUGGUGUCCCGACCAGGAGCAAAGCCCACCUCGGGCCAAACUCCAGGCCCCGGCCCUCUUAAACCAAAGGUAUAGGAGAAGUACGUGUCGGAUAAGCUGCCAUUUUAUUUGUGUUUCUUCUGUGAAGACGGCCAAAAAUGUGGGGAAAAUUCCUGCCCAAAUUCCUGCUCAGGCAAUGGAGUUUGUGAGAACUCAAAAUGCUUAUGCAAAGAAGGAUACCACGGAGAAGACUGCAGCUUACUUUUAAAAACCGAAUCAUGCCCUCCUCAUUCUAAAAGAAAUGGCAACAUAUGUGAAUGCGAGUACGGCUGAACUGGAGAAAAUUGCUUGGUCCCAGUGCCUAUCAAUUGUCCUGGCAAUGGUAUAGAGGUUUCCUCUAUAUAGCGCUGAAAGCGCAGACAUUUUCCCAGGAGCUUUCCAAGUUCGUCGGACCAAAUCGCUUUUUGGUCCGACCAAGGCAUUGAUUUGGUGCAACCAACCGAUAAAUUCCGAUCAGAAUUUAUCGGCCUUACAGCGCCAAACAUAGGAAACUUCUAUAUUUGUAAUGGUCAUGGAAGCUGUUUUUUUGGAAAAUGUUACUGUGACCCUCAAUACGACGGCGAAGACUGCUCCAUAAAAAAAUCAUGCCCUGACGACUGCAACUCUCAUGGAGUUUGUCGUUUCGGAAAAUGCUAUUGUAAUCCUGGUUUCAGAGGAAAAUCAUGCCAAAAAGAAGUAUCAAAGCACACAAAGUGUGACGAAAACUGUGAUGGGGUCUGCUUUGCUGGAAAUUGCUAUUGCCAAUCAGGCGAUACUUCCUGCACAGCUUUUUUACAGCAAGAUCAAAUUACCCCAAUACAUUGUCCUUUAGGCUGCUCAGGGAAAGGGAGAUGUGUCAAUAAUAAAUGCCUGUGUGACGAAGGCUGAAUGGGAGAGGCUUGCGAAGUCCAUAUUUUAUUAGAAAAUGCCCAAAACUGCAUUAAUGAUGGGCUAGAAUGCUCUGGAAAUGGAAUUUGCAAUAAUGGGAAAUGUUUCUGUGAUCAAGAUUUUACAGGCGUUUUUUGUGAAACCAGCAAUAAAUGCACAAAUUGCAAUGGAAAACAUCAAGUUUGUAACAAAGGCGGCAAGUGUGAAUGCGAAAAUGGCUGAGGAGGUGAAAAAUGUGAAGAAGAAAGCUCUUGCAUAGACAUCGACUGUGGAGAGCAUGGAAUUUGUAUGAACGGAGAAUGCUUGUGUAAAGACGGGUAUUCAAGUUCGUCUAAAGGAGAAAAGUGUUCAGGACAAUUUUUAUCAAUUUUAAAAGUGGCUGUAUUUUCAUCUUUAUUUUACGGUCUCAUUCUGAUAUGUCUUAUAUCUAUUUGCAAAAAACAGGAAUAA